AUGACAAAAAUAUCUCAAAUUAUUGAUCCAUAUCAUGCUUUUUGGAAAGAACUUCAAGAUGCAACAGGUGGAACAUAUCUUCGACGAAUACCAAAUGCUGAUCAUGUUUGUGUUGGUCAUAUAAUAAGUUAUUUUCUUACAAUGCGAAGCUUUUAUAUCAGUAUAUACGAUAAUCAACCAUUACCUAAACUUCAAUGGAUAAAAGCAUCGAAUAAUACUCAUGGAUAUAUUCGAGCAACUGUAGAUUUUAGUAUUGGACCUAAACCAAUCAGUGCUUAUGGUUAUCGCGCUCGCACACUGAACGAUAAACGACGAGAUUUUCGUCUUCUUAUUGGUAAUCCUGCUGAUCCAAAAAAACCAAUGGUAAAUCCUGUAUUUUGGUUUAAUACUGAAGUUGUCAAAGAGAUAGAAACAAACACAACAAUCAUUUAUUCAUUGACAAUUGAAAACCCAAAUGAUGGUUGGGAAGGCUUUUUCAUUCAAAUCAAUUUUCCUGGUUCAAAUGGUACUGUUUUGGAAUUAACUACUGAGACACAGAUUAUUCCAGAUAGUUAUCCAACGAAUGAUUGUCAUGAUGAACAAUGUGCGGGUUCACUCGUUUAA
Messenger RNA from Adineta steineri, 603 nucleotides. The record is from the annotation of a GenBank genome assembly. Lineage: Eukaryota; Metazoa; Rotifera; Eurotatoria; Adinetida; Adinetidae.